Brassica napus (rape) is the source of this 488-nucleotide messenger RNA. RefSeq lists its product as uncharacterized. The coding region runs from base 15 to 488 and encodes 157 amino acids. The transcript has 3 exons. Lineage: Eukaryota; Viridiplantae; Streptophyta; Magnoliopsida; Brassicales; Brassicaceae. The record is from RefSeq and is a predicted model, not a curated record.
AUACACGAGAGCCUAUGAAUGAGAUCACGAAAGAGACACCUGGUUCUCCAAUAGCUCAACAGAAUAUUGAGACUCCAGUCCUUACUCCAAUUCAGACGCAGCAGGAGACUCACGAGCUUAUGAAUGAGAUCAUUUCACCAAACAUUUCCGACACACAGCCAAAUACCCGAGCUCGCAGAAAUCUUUUAACAGAGCAAAAUAAGGAUGUAGAAAACAGAGUUCAAAAUCCCUUUGAGAUCGGAGCAAAUGUGGAGAUUUCAAUCCAAGAUGACAAUACUUGUCAUAAAUGGUAUCCAGGAAAUGUGUUGACAACAUAUUUGGUUGAUGGGGUUGAGACGAUGAAAGUUGAGUACUCCAUCCCGUCUCUGGACGAAAAGAAGAGGAAAAGGAGUGUUGAGACACGUGUAUCAAUUGACAGAAUACGUCCUCAACCACCACCUGAGAGAACUGGAGCGAAGAAAAGUUAUGAGCUAAUGAAGGUGCGCUAG